AUGCUGCAAAUUUGUUAAGCCAACUAUUUCCGGCAUCUUCAGUUCAUUGGGGAGCAGAAUCGAAGGUAGAUGGUUCAUGGCGAUUAUGUUAAUUUUUAAUAAAAAAUAUGUAGUGAAUUAAAAAAUUUAGGAUGGAAUCCGAACGUAAUAGUCGGAAGCGAAAAUUCGCUGAAUGCAGUGACAGGCUCAAGAUCAUAAAUCUCGAUAACGCGAGAAAUGUGUUCGAGAACUGCGAGAAAAUCAGGAAGGUCAUCAGAGUAGGUGGCAUCCUUUUCGUCGCAGUUAGCAAGAACAUAUUGACUCCAGAAACAUCAUCCAUUCUCGCAAAUGAGAUCAACAAGGCAACAUCCACUUCUACUACCACCGAAGUGUUCAGCAAAAGCCAAGAGGACGCUAUAGACCUCGAGGGGUUCAGUUUGGUAGAGGCCAUACAAUGUUUGACUUUUCUUACUGAAGACGAUCCACAGCCCAUGGUCUUGGAUAAUCUGUGCGUGAUGUCUUAUGAAGAUAAGUUUCAACUUUUGGAAGCUCUGCUGGACGAUGGUCGCAUAGUUAUCAAGGCUAAUAGUUUUGAAGGCCAGUCUGGUGAUUCUCAGCCAGGGCCAUCUCAUGCUUAACAUUAUGUUUUUUUGAAAUGUAUGUUCUUCUGUUCUUGUUCUUUCUUUAAUUUGUUCGUUUGAUGUCAAUAAAGAUUUUUUAAUAA
Molecule: messenger RNA, 703 nt
Organism: Harmonia axyridis
Lineage: Eukaryota; Metazoa; Arthropoda; Insecta; Coleoptera; Coccinellidae
Exons: 2
Coding region: 132-617 (161 amino acids)
Source: RefSeq, a predicted model, not a curated record